AUUUUUAUUGGUUUGAGUUAAACAGUCGAUGAUUUAAUUCAAAUCUCUAGUCAUUUAAGUCAAAGCAAAUGAUUGAUAAAAUAGCUAUUACACUUUUAAUUUCUGUUGAAUCGUUUGUUCUUUGCCAUUUAAAAGAUAUGGGAGAGGCAAUAUUAAAUUGGACAACUUUAAAUGAGUAUGAAUUAGAACAUCGAAUUAAUGGUGGAACAACAGUGGAUCUAAAGGAUUAUCCAUUCAACGUGCAAUUUUUCAAUUAUGGUGGGAUCUGUGGUGGUACAAAAUUAACUACGAAAAUAGUUUUAACAGCUGCACAUUGUUUCGAUUUUAAUAAAAAUAAAGCUGAGAUGAGAAUAUUAUCCAAUUGUCAAUUUAUCUAUGGUCAUAAAUCAAACAUUCACUAUAUAUGGGAUUUUAUAGUACACGAACAUUACAAUGAGACUACAGUAUUCUCAAACGAUGUGGCAGUAAUAAUAAUACACGAUAAGUUUGUCUUAGGUCCUUACGUCCAAAAGGCAAUUUUAAUUGACAAUGAUGUAUGGAUGAAUGAAAACGAGACCAGCUUCAUUGGUACCGGGUGGGGAAAGUUAGAGAAAAAUAACAUUAAGAAUAACAAACAUAACGGACUAAUGAUGGUACAACUUAGAUAUAUAUCACGUGACAAGUGCUCACAUAUGAACAAUGUGCAGCUGAGUCCAGAUAUGUUUUGCUUGUACGGAGAUGGACGGGGGGACACGUGUCAUGGUGACUCAGGGGGCGGGAUAUUAUGGAACAGACGAAUUGUAGGCAUUGUUUCACAUGGAAGAGGCUGUGGUAAGACCCCAAGCAUGUAUGGCAACGUAUAUUAUUUGAAACCAUGGAUUGAAGUUGCUGUUAAAGAAUUAUACAAAAGAUUUUGUAGAUUUCAUUAUCAUGAGUAAAUUUUUAUUAUUACAAUAUAUAAUUUACUAUCAUUAAUUGUUUAAUUUUAAAUCAGAUUGUUUAUUAUGUUGCUAACUACCAAUUUCCAUAAGAUCAGCCGCAUCAUGGAAAUUUGUAACCAUUACUUAUAGCAAUGGAGAAUACCAUGGACAUUACAAAAUACUUUACGAAGAAGUCAUAGGCUUACCAUAAUUAGUCCUUAGACUAUAUUUCUGAGUUUUAAAAUACCCAUAAAUACCGAAAGACUGCAUUUUUUACCAAACAUCAAGAAAAAUUACGGAUCUAGGUUAUAGAAACCGUGUACAUUAGUUAACGUCCAAAAUAUUAACUGGUAAGUUGACAAACAUCAUAGAUUACACAUUCACUUCUAAGAUUUCCCUUCAUCAUCAUCAUCAUCAUUAUAAUUAUCAGUAAAGUACUGUCCUCUCCCAUA
Messenger RNA from Galleria mellonella (greater wax moth), 1351 nucleotides. Its product is annotated as trypsin epsilon-like. Bases 69 to 917 code for a protein of 282 amino acids. Lineage: Eukaryota; Metazoa; Arthropoda; Insecta; Lepidoptera; Pyralidae. Gene Ontology annotation, biological process: proteolysis. The transcript has 4 exons. The record is from RefSeq and is a predicted model, not a curated record. Gene Ontology annotation, molecular function: serine-type endopeptidase activity.